AUGGGCCUCUUUUUUGUCCUCUUCAAGCCUCUUGCCCUCUGUUUAACCAACGGUGGCACCAAGAUCGCUGCCUUCUCGUGUCACCAUCCUCAGCUCUUGCAAUCACAGCAGCAGUCCUUGAUAUGUCCGUCUGCCUUAGACUCCGAGUUUGCUCGUUCUGAGAAGUCCAGAUGUCAUAAAACGCCCGGCUCCCAGACACGACAAAGGAAAAGGGCUCGCCACCGAAAGAAUGAUGGUAAAACCCAAAUCGUCGACGCUUACAAUAAUGGUGAUGACGAUGCUGAGAACUGGCGUGAACGAUUCCAUGAACCGGAACCUCUUUUGCCGCGCAUCGACUUGAUGCGCUCGAGAGCGUUCAAAAGUGAUAGUGACUUUGAAGAAACGGAAGAAGAAGACAAAGAAGACGAAGAGGAAGAUCAGCAGCAACGGCCAGAGAAGUUCGAAGAAGAAAAGACAAAAAGUAGUCUGAAAGAGCAGUCAAACGAGCAAGACAUGAAAAUGCAAGUUGGUAUUGAAAGGGAUGAGAAUAUCGAGAGAAUCCUGGACAACAGACUCGAUGGCAGCACCAGUAAAGCGGCCUUUAGGCAACCAGAAGAUAUUUUAACACAUUGGACUGACGCCGAUCUCAGAUUCGGGCUCGAACCCGGUCGGCUUGGCUAUGUCGCAUACAGUUUGCCUGGGCCUCCGGACCAGAGUAUGAAUGAACUCAUUCUUGGUGACAAAUAUGACGAUGAAGAUGAAGAAGAGGAUGAACUUCCACUCUCGGUGGCCACCUCGACUGGCUUUCUGCCCACUUCGGAGGAGGCGAUCGAUAUGCUGGACGAAGAUGAUCCUGAUUUUGAUCUCAAUGAUCGAGAAGGCCAGGACAUAGGCUUUGAAUACAGC
This is a messenger RNA of Protopolystoma xenopodis, 885 nucleotides long. NCBI's taxonomy places the organism in Eukaryota, Metazoa, Platyhelminthes, Monogenea, Polystomatidea, Polystomatidae. The record is from the annotation of a GenBank genome assembly.